Rangifer tarandus platyrhynchus (Svalbard reindeer) is the source of this 1371-nucleotide messenger RNA. The record is from the annotation of a GenBank genome assembly. Lineage: Eukaryota; Metazoa; Chordata; Mammalia; Artiodactyla; Cervidae.
AUGGAGGUCCCAGCGGGGGUCAUCAACACCGAGCCCGGCUGGUUUGUCUCCUCUCAGGGGCCCGAAGAGGCGGAGGCGGAAGAGUCUAGCCCGUUGCUUAGCAACGGAGUUCACACACAGAGAUCCCGAGGUGCUUCAUUUGGUUUCUCAGUGUUUAAUUUGAUGAAUGCCAUCAUGGGAAGUGGCAUCCUUGGCUUAGCUUAUGUUAUGGCUCAUACUGGUAUCCUUGGAUUUAGUUUCUUGCUGCUGAUAGUCUCUCUCCUGGCUUCUUAUUCAGUUCAUCUCCUGCUUAGCUUGUGUAUUCAGACAGCUGUGACAUCUUAUGAAGAUCUUGGACUCUUUGCAUUUGGAUUACCUGGAAAGGUGAUGGUGGCAAGCACCAUAAUAAUUCAGAACAUUGGAGCAAUGUCAUCUUAUCUUUUAAUCAUUAAAACAGAACUUCCUGCUACUAUUUCAGAAUUUUUAUCUGGAGACUACAGUGGGUCUUGGUAUCUUGAUGGAGACACACUACUAAUAAUCAUUUGUGUUGGCAUUGUGUUCCCUCUUGCACUUCUUCCUAAAAUAGGCUUUCUUGGCUACACAAGUAGUUUAUCAUUUUUCUUUAUGGUGUUCUUUGCUCUUGUGGUAAUAAUUAAAAAAUGGUCCAUCCCUUGUCCUCUGACAUUUAAUUAUGUAGAACAGUAUUUCCAGAUUUCAAAUGCUACAGAUGAUUGUAAACCAAAGCUCUUUCAUUUCUCCAAAGAGAGUGCUUAUGCCAUACCAACCAUGGCUUUUUCAUUUCUAUGCCACACCUCAAUACUGCCCAUAUACUGUGAACUUCAAAGCCCUUCUAAGAAAAGGAUGCAGAAUGUAACCAAUACAGCAAUUGCUUUAAGUUUUCUCAUUUAUUUUGUAUCUGCACUCUUUGGGUACCUCACUUUUUAUGACAAUGUGGCGUCAGAAUUACUGCAAGGUUACAGUAAAUACUUGCCACAUGAUGUUGUCAUCAUGACUGUGAAGUUAUGCAUACUAUUUUCUGUGCUUUUGACAGUCCCUCUAAUCCACUUCCCUGCAAGGAAAGCUUUAAUGAUGAUGUUUUUUUCCAAUUUUCCAUUCUCAUGGAUUCGCCAUUCUUUGAUCACUCUAGCUCUCAAUAUUAUCAUUGUUUUACUGGCAAUAUAUGUUCCUGACAUUAGGAAUGUAUUUGGUAUAGUUGGUUCCAGUACAUCAACGUGUUUGAUUUUUGUGUUCCCAGGACUGUUUUAUCUUAAAAUGAGCAGAGAGGAUUUUCUCUCAUGGAAAAAGUUGGGGGCAUUUGUUUUGCUCAUCUUUGGUAUUUUGGUUGGUAAUUUUAGUUUAGCACUCAUUAUUUUUAAUUGGAUUAAUAAAUGA